Messenger RNA from Leptosia nina, 1476 nucleotides. NCBI's taxonomy places the organism in Eukaryota, Metazoa, Arthropoda, Insecta, Lepidoptera, Pieridae. The record is from the annotation of a GenBank genome assembly.
AUGUUGACUAAGAAGAGUAAACCAGGCGAUACCGCUUGUGCCGAAGAUUUGAAAUGGCGGCAGUUGGACAGACGUUUGCGAGCUAUUGAACAGCCUGCUUGGACAAUAAGUGUAUCGCAAUCUCGUUGGCGGCAGUGUUCGAAAGGCGCCUGCAGAUGUGACGCUGUACAUCGUUCGUUAAACUGCUGGCGAUCCGGACUUACGGCCUUGACGGCGGAUUUGAUUGUGCCUAUUGAUAUUUACACUAUUGAUCUCGGGACGAAUAAAUUGCGAACAUUACAUAAGUCAACGUUCAAAGACAUGCGAUCUCUAUCAGAGCUCGACAUGUUUGACAACAACGUGGAAUUCCUACCCUCCGGAAUUUUCGAGUCCCUUAUCAAUUUGAGGAUAUUACGCUUACAAAGGAAUUACUUAGAGGAGAUUGACAGCGAAGCUUUUCGGCAUACAAAAAAGUUGUUCCACGUAGAUUUAUCCAAUAACUUCUUGUACACUCUACCUGAACGUCUAUUCGCAAAUAACACAUACUUGGAAACUAUAGACUUCUCAAACAAUCAAAUCGUAUAUAUUCCUUCGGAUACAUUUUUCGGACUACGCUCCUUAUUAAUUUUAGAUUUGUCUAAUAACAAAAUCCAACAGAUACAAAACGGAACGUUUCAUUUGAAGAAUCUGCAAAUAUUGAAACUUUCAGAUAAUAAAAUAAAUAAUAUAACGGAGAAUGCGUUUGAGAGUCUCUUUUGUUUGGAGACUCUUUUAUUGGACAAAAAUGACCUGCGUCAUAUUCCGAACAAUUUGUUCUCUAACCUUUUCAGCUUGACCUAUUUGGAUCUAUAUAGGAAUAAUAUAAUGAGUCUCACCGGUCUAGAGUUCAGACAUCUCAACCAAUUGAGAAAUUUGGAUUUAAAGGAGAACCUGUUAUCCGAAUUGCCCGACAACGCAUUCGCGAACUGUUCUCGCCUCGAAAAGCUGGAUUUGUCGAGAAACAAAUUGAAAUUCUUGAACGAGUCAACCUUCUACGGCUUGGGGAAUCUGACGUCGUUAAUAUUUUCAGAUAACCAAAUAUACGAAGUACAUUUCAAAACGUUUGCUAUGCUUAAAAAUCUAACGACACUAUAUUUAGACAGCAAUAUGUUCCCGUCGCUUCCGUCGCGAACUUUCGACUACAUGCCAAAGCUUGCUAACGUCAAAUUGUCAAACAACCCAUGGCACUGCGAUUGCCACGCUCUGUAUAUUUCGGCUUGGGUGCGCUUGAACGAAAUGAAGAUUUGGGACUAUUCACCCACCUGCGUGUCACCAUGGUUUUUGGAAGGUCAUUUCUUAAAGAAGCUAAAAUUCCCAGAACUGUGCACUGGGCAAUGGGCUAGCAUGGUAAACCUAUCACCAAGAUUACCAAUUGACCAACUGCUAGCUCUAAACGUUACUGUCAACAGGAAACCCCAAGAAAGUAUGGAAGACAUUCCCGAUAUGGAGAACUGGUAG